This is a messenger RNA of Erythranthe guttata (spotted monkey flower), 1663 nucleotides long. NCBI's taxonomy places the organism in Eukaryota, Viridiplantae, Streptophyta, Magnoliopsida, Lamiales, Phrymaceae. The record is from RefSeq and is a predicted model, not a curated record.
UUUGUAAUACGCCUAAAAGAAGAACGAGUCGAAUACAAAAAACUUCAAGUAGAAUUUGUUAAGAACAUCGAAAACUGGGAAAGUAUCCACAUAAUUAAUAAAGUCAGUUGUUCCCGCCACAGAGGUUAAGAAAUAAAGAGAAAUGGCAGCUCGUUCGAAAACCCUAAUGGAAUUUCUCCAGCAACCAGCGGCGAAACGGACCAAGAGAGUCUCUUCGCCUCCACCACUAAGCACCCGCACCCUUUCCGACGCCGCUUCCACUUCCACUUCCUUGUCAGCCAAUUCUUUGGAGCAGAAGGCGAGGAUGGAGUUCAACAGAGCCCUCGCCUUUUCCAGGCGAAACCUCAAACUCUGCACCGAUAAAGUCUCGCGAUCAACGGCCGCAGGAGGAGUGGGGUAUGUGAAGUUGGAGGAGCUACUGGUGGAGAAUACAUGGUUGGAAGUGCUGCCUGGGGAGUUUCAAAAACCUUAUGCGAAGAAGUUGUGUGAAUUUGUUGAGAGUGAGACAUGCAACUCUAGCUCCCCAAUUUACCCUCCUCAGCAUCUUAUCUUUAAUGCGCUUAACACCACACCGUUUGACCGGGUGAAGGUGGUUAUUAUUGGACAGGACCCAUAUCAUGGACCAGGCCAAGCGAUGGGCCUCUCUUUCUCGGUGCCAGAAGGUAUAAAAGUUCCUUCAAGUCUGUUAAACAUUUAUAAAGAACUUCAACAAGAUUUGGGAUGUUCAAUUCCAUCUAAUGGGAAUUUAGAAAGAUGGGCUGUACAGGGUGUUCUCCUGUUAAAUGCUGUUCUUACAGUUAGACAACAUCAGGCUAAUUCUCAUGCCAAAAAAGGGUGGGAGCAGUUUACUGAUGCUGUGAUUGGAGCAAUAUCACAGAAAGGAAAAGGAGUUGUUUUUCUUCUUUGGGGAAAUUACGCUCAAGCCAAAUCAAGGUUGAUUGACGAAUCAAAGCAUUAUGUUCUGAAAUCAGCACAUCCUUCUGGUUUAUCUGCACACAGAGGCUUCUUUGGAUGCAGGCACUUUUCUCGUACAAAUCAGAUCUUGGAGAAAAUGGGAUUACAUCCAAUAGACUGGCAGUUAUAAUGCAUGCAUCAGAAACCCAUUUUACGGAGCCUCAAUUUGAAGUCUUCUUUUCUGUCUCAACCACAAAACAUAGCAUGAUCCUUGGCCUUUCGGAUGUUAUAUAUUGAUAUUAUGAAGUAGUAAGACGGAAAAUAUGAUGUGUUAUAUAUAAUAUAUGCAGAGGUUAUCAACUAUAUGCCACAGUCAGUGUCGUCUGUUCUAAUUUUAUCCAGGCUAUGUUCAGAGUCGGGCCUCAAAUUAUCUCAUCUAAAGGCUUAGAGUGAUUUUCUUCCAGCACACUUGACCAGCAAGCAUGCAUGUAUAUGUCUGUCUGGAAAUGAAGAUUGCUGCUGUGGUUCCGCUGCUUUUGUUUUAGUUCAGAUGAUGUUGAAUCCUGUUAUGUAAGUAUCGUUUACGCUACUACAUAUUCUCGAACAAAAGUUGUGAAAUUAAUGGUUGAAGUUGUGGUAGUACAUCUAUUACACGCUAUUUUUUUUUCAUGUAAUUCCUUCCAGAACCUUGAACCUCGUCAUAUUCUUCGUCUGUGAACAAUAGUUGUAGUUACAAUGGCUGUCCUAACAUUCAAAGUUUUAUAUCUUG